This is a messenger RNA of Acanthamoeba castellanii str. Neff, 1173 nucleotides long. RefSeq lists its product as uncharacterized. The coding region runs from base 1 to 1173 and encodes 390 amino acids. The transcript has 6 exons. The record is from RefSeq and is a predicted model, not a curated record. NCBI's taxonomy places the organism in Eukaryota, Discosea, Longamoebia, Acanthamoebidae.
AUGACCUACUCCAGCACCCUGGGCAGCCACCCCAAGAUCCUGUUGCAACUGUCGCCACAGAAGGGACUCUAUUCCAAGGUGACUUUCAACCUGGCCGCCCCGACCAGCGGCCACCGGUUGAGGAGCAUCUCGUACUUCUCCUGCUUGGCCGAAGAUCUUGCGCUGUACGAGCUCAAGAAGAAGGUCAAGGUCAUCGUCACCACCGUGGCGCAGAACCGGGCCAGAGUCGAGCUCCUGCGGCGCGUCUACAGGGACGACCCAUGGGCGCGCGACCUCUUCGUCUUCAUCAGCGACACCGAGGACCCCGAUCUCGGCACCAUCACCGUCCCCAAGUGCAACGCGAUGCGUUCCUGGGUCUCGGCCAAGUGCUGCCGGUUUGCGCAUUUCUACUUCAGAGUGUGGGAGGAGCGGUAUCCGGAGGUCGAGUGGGUGUUCAAGGCCGACGACGACAGCUACGUGCACCCGCGCAACCUAAUCCUCACGGUGGCCAGCCUGAUUGCCGCGGGCUCGUCGAACGGUAGCAACGCCGCCAGCAACUCUGCCGACAAGCCGCUCUUCCUGGGCGAUCGCACGUCGUGGUACAACGGCCGACGAGACGACGACCCUGCCUCCCCCGAUCUGCGCUCCAUCACCAUCUGGCCCCAUGGCGGAGCCGGGUGGCUGAUCAACCGGGCGGCGAGGGACCACCUGAAGAGCAAGCCGAGCUUGGGGUGCGGCGGGCUCGACGACGUGGGCUUCGGCCAGUGGGCCACCCGCAACGGGCUGGCCCUGACCCCCUACCACGGGUUCCACCAGCGGUCGGCCUUCGAUGGGCGGCUCUACGGCGAGGGCAGAGACUUCCUCGAUUCUGUCGUGCCGGCUGCCUUCUUCCUCUGCGUCAAGGAUGACGUCAUCCGGCUUCCCUACUACCCCGUCACGUUUCACAAGCUCAUGGCCACCUUUCCUCAGAUGCACGAGGUCAUGAACAGGAAGAGGUUCGAGCUGGUACCUCUACCGGAGCUGCGGGCGGAGGACAAGCAUCUGGAAGCCCGGGGCGACAACUACUACCGCCGGGUGCGGCCCUGGCUGGAGGCGCUCGCGGCCAACAAGACCGCCUAUGCGCACGCAGACUGUCGCUCCGUCUUUGACCUGGACACGAUUCUGAGCCUCAAACACGACCUCCAACUCCCCUAG